This is a messenger RNA of Pestalotiopsis fici W106-1, 993 nucleotides long. RefSeq lists its product as uncharacterized. The record is from RefSeq and is a predicted model, not a curated record. Gene Ontology annotation, biological process: ergosterol biosynthetic process. Gene Ontology annotation, molecular function: C-4 methylsterol oxidase activity; iron ion binding. The coding region runs from base 1 to 993 and encodes 330 amino acids. The transcript has a single exon. NCBI's taxonomy places the organism in Eukaryota, Fungi, Ascomycota, Sordariomycetes, Amphisphaeriales, Sporocadaceae.
AUGUUGGAUUUACUCUUGUCUCUCCCAAUUCUUUCCUACUUUGCCGCCCCAGCCCUGACAUCAUGGUCAACAUCUCUCAACUUGCUCUUUUUCUACAUGACAUGGAUGUCUCUCGUCCUGUCGCACAGCCCGUUGAAAAUUGAGCUGAUGGGAAUCUUCGCUGUGCGCGUAGCACUUUGGUUCAUACCGUCGCUCCUCUUCCUCCUCUUCGAUAGCGGCAUACCGAGCCUUUCCGAAUCUAUCAAGCUAUAUGGAUCGUCGUCGCUGCCACGGCGCAAUGCCGCCUUUGUGGCCAAACAGAUCCUCCUUGCCGUCUUCAAUCUGCUGCUCAUGACUGCUCUGCAGGCCGCCUUAUCGAUCGGCGCGACGACAUUACUGCAAGCCCCGCUCUUCAAGACCUCGACUACCCUGCCCUUACCUUGGCAGAUCAUCAAGCACAUCGGCUGGCUCUACUCGUGCAGAGAAGUCUUGACCUACUAUAUACAUCGCAAACUUCUGCAUUCCCGUGGUCCACUCACGAAUAUGCAUAAAUGUUAUGGCCAUCACCAUCGCGGAGCCCCGUAUUCUCUCAUGCUCUACACAGAUCACCCGUUACCUCUGAUGUUCCACCGAUUGCUGCCCGUCUACCUGCCCUCGCUCAUUAUACGCCCACAUCUUCUGACAUAUUUCUUGUUCACCUUGCUCACCACGGUGGAAGAGACCAUGUCCAUGUCAGGGUACAGUGUAGUUCCCGGCAUUCUCAUGAGCGGCGUCGCGCGUCGCACCGCAACUCACUAUGCGAGCGGCGGCCGGGGCAAUUUUGGCGCCUGGGGUCUACUCGAUUGGAUGAAUGGCACGAGUGUUGGCAAAGACGUCGUAGAAGAUCUACAAGACGAGGCAGAGAAGCAUCGAAUUAAAGAGCGGAGCGAGAGGGCAGCAAGCGAUGCCGGAAACAUGGUGCAAGGCGGGAUUGACCAGAUCAAGAAACGGCGAGCUGGAAGAAGAAAGGAUUAA